Messenger RNA from Paramecium primaurelia, 651 nucleotides. The record is from the annotation of a GenBank genome assembly. Lineage: Eukaryota; Ciliophora; Oligohymenophorea; Peniculida; Parameciidae.
AUGAAAUCAAGUAAUGAAAAAGAAAAGAUUUGUGAUAUUUAUUUUUUUAAAAGUGCAUUAUCAAUUGAAAAAUUAGGAAGAAAUCCUCUUGAGAAAUUUUCUUAGAUUUAAAUUGAUGAUGUUUUAGUUUCAACAAAUGAAAAUAUCUUUUAUUUGAAAUGUUAAGUUUAACUUUAAUAAAUGAAGAGAUAUGUUCUUGUUGGUUUUAAAAUUGGAAAAUCCAUUUAUAAAUCAUUAAUAUUUAUUUUAUUAAGAAAUAUCAAUAGUGAAUUUUAAGCAAUUUCAAAAUUACUAAUAAAAUUAAAUAAAAAUUAAUUAAUGCCUUUAAUUUAUUUACAAGAUUCUUAAAUAUGUUUAUUAAAUGAAAAUGAUGAAAUAAUUAAAGAUUUUGAAUCAUUAAAUGAAAAAGAAAUUGAUUUGGUAGAUGGUGAUAAUAAACCAUCAAUAAUAGAUAAUAGUGAUAAUGAAAAAAAUGAUCAAGAUAAGUAGGAUAAUAAUGAUGAUCAAUCUGAUGAUAAUACACUUGAUUUAGAUACUUCUAAUUUCCAAAUAGGUUCAUUUUUAGUAAUGAGUACAAUUGAAGAGGCAUUGAUCUAUUCACUUUUUAAGACAUUUGGUAGAAGAAGAAUUGAGCCUAUUGAUGUAGUAUGA